GUUGUAUGAGACAGAGGCUCCCCGUUCAGAUUCAAGAUUCAUCUUAACUUCCUUCACGUCUUCAGAUUCAUUCAGACUUCAUUUCAAUUCCAUUCGAUUCUGAUCUCGAAACGAUCAAUCAAUCAAGCAUAAAAAAAAAAAUAUGAGCAAUCUGAGAACGAUUUGUAGACCUCACGCGGUGUUCUCGUCGAUCGCGUGCUGUUGCAGGGACCGAGCUCGGUCUCGAUCGAGAUCUGUCGUUAGGGUUUCGAUUCGGAACCCUAAUUCCAAGCCUCGUCUUUCUUCGCCCUCUGUGCUUUCUUCUUGGUUCGAUUCCUCUGACGUGCCCAAAUAUGAGCCCUGGGUGAGAUUGAAUCAGAGGAAGACGAUGGUUAGGGCGUCGAAAUGGACCGAAGCGAAAUCUCCCUACGAAACUCUCGAGUUGGAAAGGGAUGCUGAUGAAGAGAACAUAAAGUUAGCUUAUAGACGUUUGGCCAAGUUCUACCAUCCAGAUGUAUAUGAUGGUAAGGGGACCCUUGAGGAAGGGGAAACAGCCGAAGCUCGAUUCAUCAAGAUUCAAGCUGCUUAUGAACUGCUCAUGGAUGUGGAGAAGCGAAGGCAAUAUGAUAUUGAUAAUCGAGUCAACCCCAUGAAGGCAUCUCAAGCAUGGAUGGAGUGGCUUAUGAAAAAGCGCAAAGCUUUUGACCAGCGGGGUGAUAUGGCUGUUGCAGCUUGGGCUGAGCAGCAGCAGCGUGAGAUGAAUCUCCGCGUGCGCCGUCUUUCUCGUUCAAAGGUGUUGAAUUAUUCUCAAUAUUCCUACAAUGAUUCGGAUAUUGCUCUUCAACUCCAUAAUGAUCUAUGGAAAGUCCAUUACCUAAUAUAAUCCAACUCAUCGUGCAUAAUUAUUUUCCAGAAUUUGUAUAUACUGAAAUUAUGACAUAAUAGAUUGGGAAGCAUUACAUUUGGAUC
This is a messenger RNA of Camellia sinensis, 948 nucleotides long. Lineage: Eukaryota; Viridiplantae; Streptophyta; Magnoliopsida; Ericales; Theaceae. The record is from RefSeq and is a predicted model, not a curated record.